AUGGUUUACACCGGAAAGCCGAGCAGGGGAUGUGGCAUGUGUAAGAGCCGCAGAAUCAAGUGCGACGAGAAGCGACCAACAUGUGGCAAUUGCAAGAAGUCGGCUCGAACAUGUCCCGGUUAUCCCGACGACUUCGAUUUGGUCUUUCGAGAUGAAAACAAAGCUAUGGCCAAGAAGGCAAGGAAAUCCUCUGGAACGACAGCAUCAAGCAACAGCACCGGCGCGUCAAGUUCCAACCCUUCUCCGCAUCUGUCACCUUCUUCGACAUUUGAUGUAUCGCCAGGAGAAAACGGAGUACCAGGAGAGAAAGCCUUCCAGAUAAUAACAUCACGAUCACAUUCUCCAUCAGACUUAAGCCAAUCACAACAGAUACUGGCUUUACCCAAUUACACAACACCACCAUUACCUCUUAAUCAGGCGUUUGAUUUCGAAGCGUUCGUGUGGAAUCUCGAAAAUGCAGUGCCCCCAACUAUCUCACUUGCGCCAGAAGCCGAAGCCGUACCCUUCUUCUUCAAGAACUUCAUUACCCUACCACAACAAGCCGAAAGCACCAGAGGCUACCUAGAGUAUCUCGUGCCUCUCUACAAUCGUGCUCGCCCAUCCUCCGUUCUUCACCUAGCCACUACUGCUGUUGCAAUGGCAACAUGCGGCCAGUAUCCUGGCCGACAAGAGCUACUCCGGGAAGCAGUAUCUACCUAUGGCAAAGCUAUCAAGAAACUGAAUGAAGAUCUGAAAGAUCCAGUGAUGGCGAAGAGCGAUGAAAGUGUGCUUGCCAUUCUUAUGUUUUCACUGUAUGAGACAAUAAUGAGCACAGACGAUACUAUCACAGCGUGGGGAAACCAUGUCGACGGUGCUGUCGCGUUGACAAAGUUAAGAGGCAUGGAUCAGUUCAAUGACCCAAUCUCUCAUGCCAUGUUCCGCGCUGUACGGACGAUGAUGAUCACAAGCUGCGUUCAACGCUCGAAGCCUAUCGACUCGUUCCCUGGCGCGGGAGGCUGGGUUGGUAAAGGCGACAUAUCAGAGGAAAAUGCUGCCAACCGCCUGACACUCAUCUGUAUCGACCUUCCAAACCUCCGUGCCCGCGCAAACACCCUCACUACCACGCCAUAUGACCUGGCCUACGAAUCAGAAGCGAAGCAAAUUCUCGAGUUCGCACAAAUGGUCGACGACAACCUCGAAGAGUGGUACCGUACACUACCCCCCGAAUGGAAACAUCGUAUCAUUGGUGUUGUUAGCGAAAGACUUGCCCCUGAGGAUAUUGCGCUGGCAGAAAAAUGGCCAGGAGAACAGCAUGUAUAUCAUGACGUGCCAUUGGCGAGUAUAAUGAACGACUACCGUGUAUGCCGGAUAUUCUGUCGGCGAGUAAUCAUGGCAUGUGUGACAUGGCUGAGUUUCAGCGGUAACUAUGCAGAUGGCGACGAGGCAUGGAAUAAGAGUGUGUUUGUUAUCCAGAUGAUGGUGGAUGAGAUCAGUGCGUGUAUACCGUUUCAUAUGAGCUACGAACUACAACCAAUGGCCAAGGAGAUGGGCCAGGAACAGAAUGCUGCGGAGGCCUAUGGAGGGUACUCAUUAGUGUGGCCGCUGUACGUUGCAGCAAACGCUGAGACGGUACCGCAACAGCAGCGUGACUGGUUGCUAGGUCGACUAUCAGUCAUUGGCACCAAGUUUGGGCUGAGUAGUGCUCAGGUGCUGGUAUUAGCACGGAGACAUGUUCUGACAUGUGGGCCUAUGUUUCCUUGA
Molecule: messenger RNA, 1740 nt
Organism: Alternaria arborescens
Lineage: Eukaryota; Fungi; Ascomycota; Dothideomycetes; Pleosporales; Pleosporaceae
Exons: 6
Coding region: 1-1740 (579 amino acids)
Biological process (GO): regulation of DNA-templated transcription
Molecular function (GO): DNA-binding transcription factor activity, RNA polymerase II-specific; zinc ion binding
Source: RefSeq, a predicted model, not a curated record